AGCGCGCGCGAGAGAGAGAGGUGUGUGUGUGUGUGUGUGUGUGUGUGCGCGGGGCAGCGGACGGACAUCCCUCCCUCUCUCACGCCUCGCCUCGACGCCCACUGGCUGAUCACCACGCGAUAGAGUGCGCGAGGAUGAGAGAUGGACAGCGCGAGGCAGGAGCGACAGCAAUAACAGGAAACUCGGUGGCGCGUUUAACGCUGAUGCUCCCGGUGACCAACGCACACCUCGACAAAACCGAAAUAUAAUACGACAGGAAAGUGACCGACCGGGGGAUGCUUUCUAGCUGACUCUUUUAUCCUGAAACCAGAUCAGAACGGAAAAGGGGGCUAUGGAUUCCCCUUCGGAUCGAUUUCAUCAGCAGCCUUCCCAGAUGUGUCCCUUCGAACUGUAUCACAGCCUGCCAGAUUCAAACCCCUCAAGCCACCGAUUUUCCCCCGGCAGCCUGUCUUCCCACCCGCUCUUCUCCCCUCUCAUGCAUCCCAACAGUGCGUCCCAAAGGUGGGGUAGUUUCCGCCAGCGCCAGGGCUUGUUCCCUGGGCUUUUGGUAGAUGAUGAUAUAAGGGAGGAGGAUGUGUUUGGGAAGAGGGAGUUUGCAACCCCAUCAUCUCAGCGCUGUCACGGAGAACGGGGACAAAGCUCGGCUCCCGACCCUGGCGAAUGGGAUUUCGCGAGAGUUAAGAGACCCAGGAUGGACUCGGCAGCUCGAAGCGAAGAAGAAACGGGGAGAGAAGGGAAGAGAGGGAGGAAGAGUAGAGCUUCGGUUAGGAUGGGUGAGAGGAAGGGAGAGAAACCAGGGAACAGGAGGGAAAGCAGGGAAGGCAGAAAGCGACAGCGACAAGAACUGAAGCUUCAGCUGGAGGAAACCAAAGGGAAACUUCUCGAGCUCCAGCGAAAGGUGUGGAGGGUUUACGGAGGGCAGGCGGAUGACGAGAAAGGAGGCGAGGAGGAGCAAGAGAACGGGGCGAUCAUUCUCGAUGAGGUUGCGGAGAUGUUUUCCGACAGCGACGAUCCACUCGUCAGCAGUGGGUUUUCUCCUCCGCGCUGUUCGUCUAAGAAAAACAAUGACACCAACGGGAAUGGCAACGCUGCGAUAUUUCCAGAGACCUCCGUGGACCUGGACUUGGAGUUAAAUGGCGAUCAGGUGUGGCUGGGAUGCAGUUUGGUCCGGGGCGAGUGGGAGAGCGCAGAAGGAGGGCAGAAGUUUGCUCAAGCUCUAAAGCAGGAGCUUGCGAAUGUCGUGGCUCAAGUUAUCGACAGAGUUGUCCGUCUCUAUGCCGAAACCGACGCCUCGACGGUCACAUCCGCCACCGUUUCCCGAGAAACCAGCAUGGCGUUGGAUUUAAACUCGGACAGGAGGGCGAGACCUCAUGCGGUUGAGCAGGUGGAAGCGUUGCCACUCGUCACAAAGAGUCCUCAAGACAAGAGAGCCCCUAUCGCUCAAAGUGUCCUCCUCCCUCAAGCCAAUCCCAGCCUCCCUCCGCUAUCCCAGCCCCCUCUCCCGGCACUUUUACCCCCCAGGAGCAAAGACCACUUCUUGCCCUCUUAUCCCCCGGACAACCCCGUUCCCUUGCCCCUUCUUCACUACACCAUGCAGAAUCUCUUCGCCCGCUCCCUCUCCAGUUUGCCUCUUCAUAAGGACUGCCUGUCUGAGUCUUUCAUGGACUUUCGUUCACACAACUCUGCGUUCCCACCCCUCCCAUUGUUGGGGCAGCUAGAGCCCUCUCCGUCGGAUAGAGCGAGAGAAGGAGGGAUGAGGGGAGGCGGAGCAGGAGGGGGGGAUGGAGGAGAUGCAGCUCUCUAUCUCGCCGCUGGAUCAUCUCAGGAAGGGCUCUCUCCGUGCCACCUGAAGAAAGCCAAACUCAUGUUCUUCUACGCACGCUACCCCAGCUCCAGCACUCUCAAGACAUAUUUCCCUGAUGUCAAAUUCAAUCGCUGUGUCACUUCCCAGCUGAUUAAGUGGUUCAGUAACUUCCGGGAGUUCUUCUACAUCCAGAUGGAGCGCUUUGCCCGCCAGGCGGCCAGAGAGGGGCCUACAUCUGCCAGGGAUAGAUCACUCCGCCUGGGGAGAGACACCGAGCUUUACCGCAUUCUCAACAUGCACUACAAUAAGAGCAAUGAUUACCAGGUUCCUGAGAGGUUUGUGGAGAUAUCUGAGAUUGCCCUGAGGGAGUUUUUCUCCGCCAUACAGAGUGGUCGGGAUACCGAUCCGUGCUGGAAGAAGGCCAUCUACAAGAUCAUCUGUAAAUUAGACAGCCCGGUGCCUGACAGCUUCCGGCUGCCCGGCUGCCCUACAGACACUUACCGCAUGGGUUAAAUCGGGUUUAUCACACACACGCACAGCCUCAGAAAACACAUCAUUUGUGCACAGAUUGAUAUCAUAAGUGUGGAAGAGUGUUUAACAAUUUGAAUCAAUGGCAUAGAACCAAGAAGUAAACGUACA
Messenger RNA from Rhinichthys klamathensis goyatoka, 2443 nucleotides. RefSeq names its product prospero homeobox 3 (gene prox3). Bases 332 to 2317 code for a protein of 661 amino acids. The transcript is spliced from 5 exons. Gene Ontology annotation, biological process: regulation of transcription by RNA polymerase II. The record is from RefSeq and is a predicted model, not a curated record. Gene Ontology annotation, molecular function: DNA-binding transcription factor activity, RNA polymerase II-specific; RNA polymerase II cis-regulatory region sequence-specific DNA binding. Gene Ontology annotation, cellular component: nucleus. Lineage: Eukaryota; Metazoa; Chordata; Actinopteri; Cypriniformes; Leuciscidae.